AGCUGCACAACCACAAGAUCGCAAAUCGCAAACCUGCGAAAAGUCUUCACGCGACACAAUGGCGAAGGACAAGCCAGAAAAGAAAGAAAAAAAGGAGAAGAAAGAAAAACGCGCAGAGGUCGACGGUGUAAAGAAGUCGAAAAAGGAGAAGAAGGAGAAAAAGAGCAAGAGCGAGAAAGAAAUCAACGCACUGCUAAGUGAGGUCGAGGCGAAGGCGCAGACCAAUGCCGAAGCAGCAAAUGGUGGCUCUGAAGCCGUUGCUAAAGUCAAUGGAGUGGAUGCCGAUGAGGAGGUGCAGUUGAGAACGAUUCCGAAGGAGGCUCUGGUACCGUUUGCGAACCCUCUGGCCGAUGAGAAGCAAACCAGGAAGGUGCUGAAAGCAGUCAAGAAAGCGGCUAAACACAAGGUCCUCAAGCGCGGCGUGAAGGAGGUUGUUAAAUCGGUCCGCAAGACUGAAACAUCUGCACCCUCCAACAGCGGCACCACCAAUCCUCCUGGCAUCGUUAUUCUGGCCGCAGAUAUCUCGCCAAUGGAUGUCAUAUCGCAUAUUCCAGUUCUGUGUGAAGAUCACAACAUUCCAUACAUAUACGUGCAAUCACGAGCCGAGCUGGGCAUGGCUGGGAACACCAAAAGACCAACGAGCGUGGUAAUGGUAGCAAAAGACAGGGGCAAGGGCAAGCCCGUCGAAGAUUCCGAGUACCAUGAAAGCUAUUCCGAUUUGUUGAAGUUGGUCUUGAAGGCUGGCGGGACUGUGCGAAUAUAGUUCAGACACAUAUGGCAUCAUGGCAUCAAUAAGGGCUACGGCGUUAGGCAAUUGAUGUGGGAAUACCUUGCAUGGCAAGUGAGGAGACCAUGCGACAGUCAUAAACAAACUUAUUUUUCUCGGCAAACUGGACGAUUUUUCGAGUAGACUGUUCGCCUUGCUCCGCCCCAGCGUUUAUUCUUCUCAGUUUAUCUACUCGCAGGUGUUACGUCUUCCAACUCCGCGCUGACAUGCUUCAGUGACUCCUUCAUUCCUUCCACCCCAUUCCUUUCACUGACAUCUAGAGCAACCAAGAAUCUCGACACGCAAUUGUAUGCGCCGACAGUUGCGGUAAUCUCCACGACUUCACGUUCGUUGAACAGGCUCUUCAACCUCGCAAACACAUCGUCGGGCACCUCGCAGUCGAGCGUCAUGUAGUCCGUGUACUGUAGCACCGCUGCAUGCUGCUCAUCCAUGCCAAUCUUGGCGCUGAUUUCUGGCCGUGUUCGCGCAGGUACUGAAAGGAUGUAUUUCAGCCCUUCGAUUGGCAUCCCGCCGUCUCUCAGAAGUAACGGCGCAUGAUGCUCGAAUUCGUACCAAGCGCGAUUCAAAACUGCGACGCGGGUGAUGGCCGUCUCCUUUAUGGAGACCGAAAGUGUGGUUUGGGUGCGGACAGCGCCAAGUAGGGUGUUCCUGCACAUUGUCAACUGCGAUAUUCAAGAUUCAAUGCCGGACUGUCUUCAGAGAAGAAGCAGAAUAGUGCAUAUUACCAGCCAUUGGCUACAGGAGGACUAUGUAGCAAUGCCCUAUCCAACGAUAUCAAACCUCGUUCGCCUCGUCGUUGCCGAAUCCUCUGUACGAUUUCAUUGUCCGCAUC
Molecule: messenger RNA, 1619 nt
Organism: Verruconis gallopava
Lineage: Eukaryota; Fungi; Ascomycota; Dothideomycetes; Venturiales; Sympoventuriaceae
Exons: 2
Coding region: 59-763 (234 amino acids)
Biological process (GO): ribosome biogenesis
Cellular component (GO): ribonucleoprotein complex; nucleolus
Molecular function (GO): RNA binding
Source: RefSeq, a predicted model, not a curated record